UACAGCCUGUUUAAACUAUAAAACUGUUUAUUUGCUCCGCAGUCGGAGCGCGAGAGGCGAUAAAGGCGGGUUUUCUGUUCAGGCAGUGUUUUAGUCGCCUUUGUGGGAAAGAUGGCGGCGUCCAGUAGAGCGCAGGUGCUGUCUCUGUACCGGAGUCUGCUGAAGGAGAGCAGGGCUUUCCCCUCCUAUAACUACAGGACUUACGCCCUGCGCAGGGUGCGUGAUGCAUUCAGAGAGAACCGGAGCGUGAAAGACCCGCAAGCUCUGGAGCUGCUCCUGAACAAGGCCCGUGACAGCCUGGCCAUCAUCCAGCGACAGGUGUCCGUAGGCAGGAUGUAUGAGACCCAGCGGACCGUGGUGGAGCCUGAACCAAAGUAGUGUGUCUGGUUCGGCAUGUAGUGCAGUGUGGUGGAAGUUUAAAGGUUUGGAGAUUGGAUAAGAACCCAGCCAUUCCAUUUAUCCACCAUCUCUCCAACACCGCUACAUCCACCGGGUGAUCUUUAGUAUAAAUCAGAUGCAGUGAUGAUCAGUCAGUGAAGGCUUAUUUUUAUAGUUUAUAUUUUCUUGGUACUCAGUUACUUCCUCUAUUACUCUCACCUCCACUGCUUACUGUCUUCCCAUAAUCCACACAGCCUGGGAGAGGAGCUAUAGCUCAGCUAACACACUGCACGGCCCUUUUAAACCUGUGAAACUGUAGAUAUAUAUGUAUUAUUUGUCUUAUUUCAUUAAAGAUAUAUUAAUAUCAUUCA
This is a messenger RNA of Astyanax mexicanus (Mexican tetra), 749 nucleotides long. RefSeq names its product LYR motif-containing protein 4 (gene lyrm4b). The coding region runs from base 112 to 378 and encodes 88 amino acids. Lineage: Eukaryota; Metazoa; Chordata; Actinopteri; Characiformes; Acestrorhamphidae. Gene Ontology annotation, biological process: iron-sulfur cluster assembly. The record is from RefSeq and is a predicted model, not a curated record. The transcript is spliced from 3 exons. Gene Ontology annotation, cellular component: mitochondrion; L-cysteine desulfurase complex.